This is a messenger RNA of Acipenser ruthenus (sterlet), 1413 nucleotides long. RefSeq names its product procathepsin L-like. The transcript is spliced from 4 exons. Gene Ontology annotation, biological process: immune response. NCBI's taxonomy places the organism in Eukaryota, Metazoa, Chordata, Actinopteri, Acipenseriformes, Acipenseridae. Gene Ontology annotation, cellular component: lysosome. Gene Ontology annotation, molecular function: cysteine-type endopeptidase activity. The record is from RefSeq and is a predicted model, not a curated record. Bases 1 to 531 code for a protein of 176 amino acids.
AUGGCGAACCGGCAUCCUCAGGCGAUGGCGAACUGGCAUCCCCAGGCAAUGCACGACAGGGCAGCAGCGGUCCCUCGGGAGGGUAGUUGCGGCUCCUGCUGGGCCUUCUCUGCCACGGGGGCCGUUGAGGGACAACAUUUCAAGAAGACAGGCCGGCUGGUGUCUCUGAGCGAACAGAACCUGGUGGAAUGCACCAAAAACAAAAAGUAUAUGAACUACGGCUGUAACGGUGGACUUAUGGGAAGAGCAUUCCAAUACAUCAUUGACAACAGAGGUAUUGCCUCGGAGCAGAGAUACCCUUACACUGGCAAGGAUAACAAGCCAUGCAGGUACAGCGCAUCCAUGAACGCUGCCAGGGUCUCUAGUUAUUGUAGGGUGCCCUGCCGGAAUGAGAAAGCCCUGCGGGAUGCUGUAGUUGCAAUCGGGCCGAUCUCUACUUGUCUCAAUGCUGGUCGACGUACCUUCCAGUUCUACCGCUCAGUGAAAAUGAAGAACAGUGGGAAGCAACUGCGGAAAAAGAGAUGGCUGUAAAUAUUGAAGAAGGAAUUUCUCAGGAUUUAGAUUAUGUAGCAGAACACCUACACGCAAGCCCAGCAACAGUUCAUGACAAAGUGCUGAGGUUUGUUAGAUGGUUAUGUCUUUUUUUGAUGGUGUGGCAGUGUGACAAAGACGGCCGGAGUGGGUGGCGUCAGACCAGAAACAGGAAGUAAUACACAGAGACUUUGGGGUUUUGGUGAAGCUGAGUGCGUGAUCGCGCUCAGCAUUUAAUGAUUAACAGACAGAACAGAAAAUAAAAGGUUUGAAACAAAAACACAGGACACGGCACUUGAGCCAAAAUAAACAGACAAACAAAAGACGAACACACACUAACAAACGGUGCACGGAGAGACAAACAAACACGGUGAGUACAAACACUUAUAGAUGAUUUCACUAACGUUUCUCCUUCACUUUCUCACCCGUUCUCCACUCUCGAACACCCAACCCCGAGUGAGUCAAACGUGCAUCUAUAUAUAUUGUUGUGCUGGGAUUCAAUUACUAAUUAAUUAUUCACUUGAAUCCCAGCACGUGAAUUAAUUCUGUGCAACCCCGUGCUCACAUACUAUGCUUUAAAUGCACGUGCAGUGAUGUGCAAUCCCGUGCCUAAAUACAAAUAUACAAUUUAAAUCACACGUGAAACACAGACCCGUUUAUAUCCGAUGUACCAAUCUCAGACACAUUUUUUUUAUUUCUGAUACAUGGAUACAAUCGAUACAUGGUUACAAUUUUUUAAAGAUUUGCUGACUGUGUUUGCUGAACCAGGAGGUAUCCUUGGAUUGACACUUACUGUCUUACCUUUCAUUUCCUCUUAUUCUCUGAAUCACAGGCAAGUGUUGACGCAUGUCUCUGAGCGGUCUGUCGUACUAUGUCCGUGGU